AUGAAUCGGAUGAGAGUUUCGAAUGGAGUUAUGGGACGAGAAUUUGUGGAGUUACGGGUUGUGGUGAAGGAAGUUGGAUUCACACGUAUACAUAUCGACAUUCAGAAGCUGAUGGGAAAAGCUCUGGGACGGAUAUUUUUGUAUGCUUAUGUUGCUCAAACGUGUGAUAAUGGUGUCAGAUAUCACCAACUAAAAUUCUCGGCGCACUCGGAUCUGUGA
Messenger RNA from Arabis nemorensis, 219 nucleotides. Lineage: Eukaryota; Viridiplantae; Streptophyta; Magnoliopsida; Brassicales; Brassicaceae. The record is from the annotation of a GenBank genome assembly.